AAGAUCCGAGCGAGGGCCGAAAUUAGCCGAACGAACGAGCGAGCAUAAAGUCUGUGAAGUCCUAAUGAAACUAAAAAUUUGUCGUUCACAUUAUUGAUGUUAAAUUUAAAAAUCCAACAAAAUGAUCUUGUAAAAUCGUAUUAAGACACUUUUACUAUAAUUUUAACAAUAUCGUAGUGGUAUAGUUUUGACUAUUGAAUCCCUAACUUUGUAUUUCGUCGGCAAAGUGAGAGAGUUCAGUGCGAGUGCAAGCAAGGGUGGUAACGAGAAAUGUGAAGUAGUAUCUAUGAAGUUCAGGAUUCGGCCGUUUAUUUUAUACCUAUAAUAAUGAGCGGACGCCCUAGGACCACGUCAUUCGCCGAGGGCAGCAAAUCCGUUCGAAAAACAUUCGAAAAUCAACCACCGAAACCAUUAGGAGGAGUAAAAAUUAGCAGCGACGUGGAUACACCUAAAAAGACCGAGCUGGCUUCGGAAAAGAAAACUGCCUCCUCGCAUCGCAAGGACGGCUCGAAGGUGACUACCGUGGUAGCGACGCCGGGGCAAGGCCCCGACAGGCCGCAGGAGGUGAGCUAUGCCGACAUGAAGCUCAUCGGUAACGGCAGCUUCGGCGUCGUCUACCAGGCCAAGCUGUGCGACACUGGCGAGCUCAUUGCCAUCAAGAAGGUGCUCCAGGACAAAAGGUUUAAGAACCGAGAGCUGCAAAUCAUGCGACGACUGGAGCAUUGUAAUAUUGUCAAGUUGAAAUACUUCUUUUACUCAAGCGGAGAAAAGGUGGCAGUGCCCGACGCAGUUAGCUCUCUGCUAAACGCAAUGCAGUCUCUAGAAGUCGCAAAAGAUGAAGUGUACCUGAAUUUGGUGCUGGAGUACAUACCAGAGACAGUGUAUAAAGUUGCACGUCAUUACGCCAAAGAUGAACAAACCAUACCCAUUAGUUUUAUAAAGCUGUACAUGUACCAGUUGUUCCGAAGCCUCGCGUACAUCCACUCGCUGGGCAUCUGCCACCGGGACAUCAAGCCGCAGAACCUGCUGCUGGACCCGAAGACGGGCGUGCUGAAGCUGUGCGACUUCGGCUCGGCCAAGCACCUCGUGCGCGGCGAGCCCAACGUGUCCUACAUCUGCUCGCGGUACUACCGCGCGCCGGAGCUCAUCUUCGGCGCCAUAGACUAUACUACGAAAAUUGACGUAUGGAGUGCAGGCUGCGUCGUCGCAGAGCUGUUGCUCGGACAGCCGAUAUUCCCCGGAGACUCCGGUGUAGACCAGCUCGUUGAAAUUAUCAAGGUUCUAGGUACUCCAACUCGAGAGCAAAUACGCGAAAUGAAUCCUAACUACACAGAAUUCAAGUUUCCACAAAUCAAAAGUCAUCCUUGGGCAAAGGUGUUCCGCGCGUGCACGCCGCCGGACGCCAUCUCGCUGGUGUCGCGCCUGCUGGAGUACACGCCGGGCGCGCGCCUGUCGCCGCUGCAGGCGUGCGCGCACAGCUUCUUCGACGAGCUGCGCGAGCCCAACGCGCGCCUGCCCAACGGCCGCCCGCUGCCGCCGCUCUUCAACUUCACGGAGUACGAGCUGGCCAUCCAGCCCUCGCUCAACGACUUCCUCAAGCCGCGCGCCGCGCCCGCGCCCGACGCGCAGGCGCCCGCCGCGCCCGUCGCCGGCGCCGCGCCCGACCACGACGCGCCAGGCGAGAACGCGGCGAGUGGGCCCAGCGGCGGCUCCCCGGGCGCGUCGUAGACGGCGCUCGCGCCGCGCCCCGCUCCGCCUCGUCCCGCAUCCGACGGACUCUCGUAUCCCUCGCCCUCCGCGCACGUAGAGUCCUCCGCCCGCCCCGCCGAACCGAACCGAUGCGACGGCCUGCGUUACUCGAGCUCGAUGCCCCAGCUCGCGCUGGCGAGGGAAUAGCGACGACCGCUCUCGGCGG
Molecule: messenger RNA, 1915 nt
Organism: Vanessa tameamea
Lineage: Eukaryota; Metazoa; Arthropoda; Insecta; Lepidoptera; Nymphalidae
Gene: sgg
Product: glycogen synthase kinase-3 beta
Exons: 11
Coding region: 328-1728 (466 amino acids)
Biological process (GO): negative regulation of canonical Wnt signaling pathway; protein phosphorylation; signal transduction
Cellular component (GO): axon; cytosol; nucleus
Molecular function (GO): protein serine/threonine kinase activity; ATP binding
Source: RefSeq, a predicted model, not a curated record